This is a messenger RNA of Penicillium soppii, 951 nucleotides long. RefSeq names its product ADP-ribosylglycohydrolase family protein. NCBI's taxonomy places the organism in Eukaryota, Fungi, Ascomycota, Eurotiomycetes, Eurotiales, Aspergillaceae. The record is from RefSeq and is a predicted model, not a curated record. The transcript is spliced from 3 exons. Bases 1 to 951 code for a protein of 316 amino acids.
AUGUCUUUAUCUUUGAAAUCUCGUGCCCAAGGCGCUAUCUGGGGCGUCUGUGUCGCUGAUGCCUUGGGCGGUCCGGUUCAAUUCCAAGACCCAGGGACAUUCGAGCCCAUCAGAGGCUUGAAUUUUGUCGCUCCUUACGAACAACCAGCUGGAUCUUACUCCGACGACGGUGCUAUGACGCUGGCUUUGGCAUGCUCUUUCUUCAAGUCUAAUAUGCAAUACAACCACAAGCUAUCUAUCCGGUACUAUGUCGAGUGGCUCACCACAGGUCGGUUCAGCACAGUAAACUACGCAUGGGAUAUGGGACAUUCAACUCACAGUGCCCUAACUAUCUGGAAGAACUCCGGAAUGAGCGAUAUCGAACUUGCUCAGGCGGAAAUCAAUGCGAGGUUGGAUAAAAACCAAUGUUCGGGAAACGGAAGUCUCAUGAGGAUUGUUCCGGUAGGGGUGGUCUACUGGCGAGAUGUCAAACUGGCAAGGCAAGUCGCUAGAAAACAAGGCCAGGUCACCCAUCCUGCACUCCCAUGUGUAGAAGCAUGCGAGGCAUAUACAGCAUUGGUGUGUGGAGCGAUGAGUGGUCAAACCAAGCAGCAAUUGCAUGACUCGGUUGCUUGUUUUGUGUUUACUCACCCUGACCUGAAAGAGCGCAUGUCUCAAUACAAGUCAAUUGAGGACUGGAAAGUAAAGGAGCCUGAUGUUAUGACGAGUAGUGGGUGGGUCAUCGAUACACUGGAGUGUGCUUUGUGGGCAUUCUUCAAGUAUGACUCGUGGGAGGAGGGAGCAUUGGCCGUUGUUAAUCUGGGUGGUGAUGCCGAUACUGCAGGAGCUGUCUACGGAGGACUUGCAGGUUGCUUCAAUGGAAUGGAAUCUAUCCCGAGCAAAUGGGUGCAAGGAAUGCAAAAUAAGGAAUUCAUUGGGGGUAUUGCUGACACUUUUUCGGAGAAGCUCUGA